AUGGUGGAUCCAUUUCGAACACCAAGGUCUUCGAAAUUCAGCGGUGACCGGUUCAUCCCGAAACGGUCGGCCGUGAACAAGGAUUUCGCGCAUUAUCGUCUCUCUGGAGGCAAUACUAUCGCCGAAGAAAUCAAUUCCCACACUUUUGUGUCUCGGAUCAUGUAUCUGGACCGGAUAUCCGGUGCCCUUUCACUGAACCAAGACAGGAUCUUGGCCUUCAACAAUCACAGUAUGGUCGUUGAUUAUUCCGUUGCUUAUACUAACGGAAUCCGCAACGGAAUUCCGAGGUCACCGAAUAGACAAGGAGAAGUGGAGGACUUGAUUGAUGACGUGUCGGCUAAUUUGGUUGAUUGGGGUUUUAAUGGGUUGGUGGCGGUCGGAUUAGAUGAUUCUGUGUAUUGUUGGAAUCCAUUUGACGGUUCUUAUUCUGAGAUAUCGCCUGAACUGAUCGGUGCCGAUAGAGGGCCUAUUUAA
Molecule: messenger RNA, 474 nt
Organism: Pistacia vera
Lineage: Eukaryota; Viridiplantae; Streptophyta; Magnoliopsida; Sapindales; Anacardiaceae
Product: cell division cycle 20.1, cofactor of APC complex-like
Exons: 2
Coding region: 1-474 (157 amino acids)
Biological process (GO): positive regulation of anaphase-promoting complex-dependent catabolic process; anaphase-promoting complex-dependent catabolic process; positive regulation of ubiquitin protein ligase activity
Cellular component (GO): anaphase-promoting complex
Molecular function (GO): anaphase-promoting complex binding; protein binding; ubiquitin ligase activator activity
Source: RefSeq, a predicted model, not a curated record